AUGCUUCCAGCUGUUUUUAGAUUGUUGUCUUCUUGUUUUCCUUUUCUUCUUCUGAUAUUCAAAUCUAGCAUUUGUUACAGUCAUUCCUUCUUCUUCUUCUUCUUCUUCUUCUUCUUCUUCUUCUUCUUCUUCUUCUUCUCAUUAUUAUUAUUUUUAUUAUUAUUAUUUUCGUCCUCCUUUAUCCCUUACUUCAGAAAUGGUUUCAUGAUAUUUUGCUCGGAUCAUUUUUGUAUAAAAAAUCCUUCUUCUUCUUCUUCUCCUCCUCCUCAUCCUCUUUUUCUUCUUCUUCUUCUUCUUCUUCUUCUUCUUCUUCUUCAUUUUUCUCUUCUUCUUCAUCUUCAUCCUCUUCUUCUUCUUCUCAUUAUUAUUAUUUUUAUUAUUAUUAUUUUCGUCGUCCUUUAUCCCUUACGUCUAUAUUUCCCAUUCUUUUCGUUGUAUAUACAUUUCCUUCCUCAGUUCAGAAAUGGUUUCAUGAUAUUUUGCUCUGAUCAUUUUUGUAUAAAAAAUCCUUCUUCUUCUCCUUCUUCUUCUCCUCCUCCUCCACUUCUUCUUCUUCUUCUUCUUCCACUUCUUCUUCUUCUUCUUCUUCUUCUUCUUCUUCUUCUUCUUCAUUUUUCUCUUCUUCUUCAUCUUCAUCCUCUUCUUCUUCUUCUUCUUCUUAUUAUUAUUAUUCUCCACUUUUUUCUCCUAUUCUACCUUGUUCUUCAGUUCCACUUAGACGUCCAUGUUUAUGGAUGUUUCUACUCCACCUUCUCGUCUUCUUCUUCUUCUUCUUCUUCUUCUUGUCCUUCUUUCAUUUCCUCCUCCACUUUUUACUUCUUUCUCUCCUCCAUCUUUGUCUCUUCAUCGUCUAUUUUUCUGAUUAUUGUUGUUGUUAUUGCUGCAUCUCUUCUUCUUCUUCUUCUUAUUAUUAUUAUUAUUAUUAUUCUUUCUCUUUUCCACAUUCCUCACCUCCGGCGUUUCAAUUUCCAUGUUCUCCUCCACUUCUUAUUUUUUUUCUCCUCCACUACUUUUUUAUUUCUCAUUUUCUCCUCCACGUCUUUCUCCUACUUUUAUUCCUCUUUACCUCCUACUUUCCCCCUCCUCCUUCUUAUUUCUCUUUUCCUUCCGCACUCUCUUCUUCCUCCUUUUAUUCCCUUUUGUCCUUACACAUUUUCCUCCUCCUUUUCACUCCUCUUUUUCUCCCACAAUUCUUUUGAAUCCAUUAUCCAACACCAGAACCAAGAAACAUCGCAAUCUGUGAAAUCCAUGUCGUUGUCUUCCCGUCUCCCAUCUACAUCUCACUUUUCUUCUGUUCAUUAUGAUUAUGAUCGCUCUUAUUAUUAUUCUCUUCUGCGUCUGUUUCUUGGGGAUUAUUAUUAUUAUUAUUAUUAUUAUUAUCCUUCUUGGCCGUCUUUUUCUUGGCUACCUUUGUCUUCUUCUACAUUUCCUUUUUCUUCUUUUUCUUGUCAUCAUCAUUAUUAUUAUUAUUAUUAUUAUUAUUAUUAUUAUUAUUAUUGCCCUUAUUCGCCGCCUUCUUCUUGGCUACCUUCGUCUUCUUCUACAGCUCUUUCUUCUCACUAUUAUUAUUAUUAUUAUUAUUAA
Molecule: messenger RNA, 1584 nt
Organism: Acanthosepion pharaonis
Lineage: Eukaryota; Metazoa; Mollusca; Cephalopoda; Sepiida; Sepiidae
Source: the annotation of a GenBank genome assembly